Molecule: messenger RNA, 1345 nt
Organism: Strigops habroptila (Kakapo)
Lineage: Eukaryota; Metazoa; Chordata; Aves; Psittaciformes; Psittacidae
Gene: CENPN
Product: centromere protein N
Biological process (GO): CENP-A containing chromatin assembly; chromosome segregation
Source: RefSeq, a predicted model, not a curated record
GUGGAAAAGGGGGCCGGUGCCGCAGCCGCGGUGCUCCGCUUGGGUUCGCUGGUUCCUUUGUGCCCGCUGCCCGACCUCUCCUGGACGGGCGGUAACGCGUCAGUGCUCAGCGCCACAUCCCUCUCCAGAAGCUCACACCAGGCAUCAGGGAGCUUUCCAGGCGGCUCAGUCAUGGAUGAAACUGUUAUUGAGUAUAUCCGAAGAACUGUGCUAAAAAUCCCACGAAAAGAAAUCAAGAUAAUGCUACAGAAGUGGGGCUUUCUGUCUCGGAGUCAGCUGCAAACCAUAAACUUCCAACAGACAAAGGAGAACAUCUCUCGGCGUGUUGCUCUGCUCUGUCAGGAAAAUUCUGCAGACAUAAAGGAAGCAGCUGCCCUAGACAUAAUUUACAACCAUGUUUACCCAAACAAGAGAUUGUGGAGUGUUUACCAAAUGAACAAAACCAUUUACCAAAUGAAAGAGAAAGAAACAGAAUUUUUUGACAUAAGAGAUUUCAAAACAAAAUUUAAAAGAAAACUUCAUUCAGCCUUGGAAAACGUCACCAUCAACUUUAGAGAAUAUGAUGAUAGUGCUAUCUGGAUUCGAAUUGCCUGGGGAACACCAUAUAGAAAACCAAACCAGUACAAAACCAGCUAUGUUGUAUACCAUUCACAGACUCCAUAUGCCUUUGUUUCUGUCUCGAUGUUUAGGAGCAACGUGCCUCUGCUCCUUGAGGCCCUGGUUGCUGCUUCCAAUUACAAUCACAUCUGUGCAAUGGAGCUUCGAAGUCAUUCUUUAAACUCCCUUAAAGAAAUUGUGUUUAACAGAUAUAGCCAGAACUUCCAAACUUAUUAUCCUGAAGCUCUACAAGAACACAGUGUAGAACCAGAAAGUGAGCCACAGAUAGUUCACGAAAACAGAAAGACGAAAGAAAAAAUACAGGGAAUGAAUCAGCAGGCUUUUUGGGAUUGUUCCCUACCGAAACUUGAAUAUGCACAAUAUAAGCUUGAGACGAUGUUUGAAAGUGAUCCUAAAAUGGGUGUUUUGCAUCGAAAACAACCAUUCAGAUGUCUGGUCAAGUUUUCUAGUCCAGAUCUCUUCGAAUCACUGAAAUCCCUGGCAGCAACGAGUAUGGCUGAGACAUCGCUUUCACCACUGCUUACCUGUAUACCACAGAAACCUAUGAAUAAUUUUAGAAUUACAGAGAAACAUCACUUAUUUCCGGGAGACUUUCUACGUCCUUAUGUCUAAACUGAUUUACAGAGGAACAUACAAUUCACUUAUUACUGGUAUUAAUCUACACUUUUAAACUUUUAAAACAUUUUAAAAAAUAUUUUUAAAAUAUUAAAUUUUUUUCCGAACUGCU